UACAAGAUUUUUAUUUGUCACUAUUUGACUUCCGGUUUUUAAGCGGGAUCCAAGAGCACAUGCCCUAACAGAAAAGAUGACAAGGGGACAAACAGAAUUGGGUGACAUCACUCAGCACAAUUUAAAGCAGCUGAAGAGACUGAAUCAGGUGGUCUUCCCUGUUACUUACAAUGACAAGUUUUACAAAGAUGUCCUAGAAGUUGGAGAGUUAGCCAAACUAGCGUACUUCAAUGACAUCGUUGUGGGGGCGGUAUGCUGUAGAGUGGACGUGUCGGACGGUCAGCGGAGGCUGUACAUCAUGACCCUUGGCGCCCUGGCUCCAUACCGCAGACUGGGAAUAGGAACUAUCAUGCUGAAUCAUGUGUUGAAAAUCUGUAAUACCGACGGAAAUUACGACAAUGUCUUUCUUCAUGUUCAAGUGAACAAUGAUGUUGCCAUAAAAUUUUAUGAGAAAUUUGGUUUUGAGAUUGUGGAAGAGAAAAAGAACUACUAUAAACGAAUCGAGCCAGCCGAUGCGUACGUCUUACAGAAAUCCUUCCGUGAUAGUGGUAAAAGAUCAAAACAGGAAAUGACAGAGGAAGAGAUGGAAGGGGAAGCAUCGCCAUCAAAUUGAAACAACGGAUAAUUUACCACAAACAAUUCAACUGUUAUGAUUCCGUCUUUGCGUAUUGCAGAGUUAUCUUCUCUUGGGAGCAGGGAUUGAUUGUUACGUCAUUGGUUUGUGCGAG
This is a messenger RNA of Mizuhopecten yessoensis (Yesso scallop), 728 nucleotides long. Its product is annotated as N-alpha-acetyltransferase 50-like. The record is from RefSeq and is a predicted model, not a curated record. The transcript has 5 exons. Lineage: Eukaryota; Metazoa; Mollusca; Bivalvia; Pectinida; Pectinidae. Gene Ontology annotation, cellular component: NatA complex. Gene Ontology annotation, molecular function: acyltransferase activity, transferring groups other than amino-acyl groups. Gene Ontology annotation, biological process: mitotic sister chromatid cohesion. Bases 77 to 613 code for a protein of 178 amino acids.